CAAUCCCUUCCGUCUGAGUUACCACACGGAGUUUGGGAGUCAGGACGCGCGCACACAUCAGCAGGAACAGCAGCAGCAACCAUGCCAAGUCGAUCCAGGCAGGAGUGGAUCCGGUUAUCCAUGCGCACUCCGGGCAUCUUGAUCUUCGGGAUGGUUUUGGCUCCCUGCGGCCUGAUCCUGAACCUGACAUCGACCGUGGCCCAAAACUGGAGGAUGACCUCGACAGAACUUACGGGUCGCCCGUCUAAUGAGUUCAUUCAGCAAGGCAUCUGGCAGGUCUGCACUGGCAGCAACCAAGACUCGAGAAUCGAUUGCAACCUGCAGGACGCCACGUAUUUUGCCCAACAGAUCAUCCCGGUGGCCCAGGGUUUGAUGGUGGCCUCCCUCAUCGUGACUCUGAUCGGGCUGGCCGUGGCUAUCCCGGGGGUCCGCUGCUGGAAAGACAGGCCCAACUGGCUCGUGGCCGGCCUGGGCGGAGUGUUGAUCUUCCUCUCGGGGGUCAUGACCAUCAUACCCAUCGCCUGGUACACCCACAUAUUUAGGACCAUCCCAUCAGAUACCGUAGGCUCACAGCCUGUGCAGGUCGGAUACUGCAUCAUCCUGGGCUACAUCGGCGGGAUCUUUGAAAUCCUGGGCGGCCUCGUCAUGUUCAUCGGGAUCUGCCGGUGCUGCGGGGGAAAGAACCGAGGGGAGACGCGCGUCGAGGAGGUCGCGGGGACCCGGUUCAGAAAUCAACACAGGCGGCCGGAGAGACGAGUCGAAGUGCCGAGCCUGAACCGGGCCAGGAGCAGCGCCAGCAGCAGCAUCCCGUACUCGAAGGACUCCAUGGAUGAUGAUGAUGUGUCCUUCCCCCGGGCCAAGAGCCCACCGGUCCGGUCAGUCAACACCUCGAACGGCGGCAGACCCUACGACGUUGACCUGUGAGAACGCGUCACACGUGUGGGGAUCCCCACGUGGACACACAGGACACGAAGGAAAACUCCUCAAAGACACGCGGGGCAAUUGGAAGAAGGGACCGAGUUGAACAAAUUCCAGGAAGAAACCUUGGUAGUUAUUACUCAAUGACUUUUACAACAUAAAAAAUCCGACCUACUUUACCCUCUAUACUAUCCUGUUCAGUAAUAACAUGCAUGAUAUAUGCUGAUAACUGAAACUGUCAUUAAUUUGUGACGAAAUAUAAAUAUAUUCUACAAAUCGGAUAUUUCAGUGGUACCAAUAUAUCAGACACUAUAUUAAGAAAUCAUUGUAACCUGACUGUUGAGUGAAGCUUAAUCCAUUCAGAGGUCUCUGAGUGUUACAGCGUGUCAUCACCUGAAGGUAAAUUGUGUGAGUGAUAGAGCCAGUGCUGCAGCUCAAAACAGCCCAUGAUGAGAUUUAUAAUGGGCUAAGAAAAAGACUAAUUCUAACAUCAUUAUGAUACAGGAUUGAUGUAUGAUUCACGCAGUAAUGUUACAGAUAGAAUGAAUAUUAUUUUGUAAAAAAAAUGAAGGGAUAGUAUUGUUUAAGGGGGACUCAUGGAGAGGAAACCUCCAUUGUCUUUUACAUUCUGCAAACGAUAGGACCCGUAAACAUUUUUUUCCUUAUCCAUUGGCAUCAAUAUGGGUUAUUCUUUUCUCAAUCUUUAUGUAAAUCCUGUGUUCUCAUGCACUUUACAUUUAUAUCAAACCUUGAAGGACGGCAGGCCAACUUUUAAAUGAAGAUCAAUAUUCUCACACUAUAUGUAUAUAUUAUAUAUGUAUUAUAUAUAAUACUGUUCCAAAAAUAUGUACACUGUUUGCUUAUUAAAAGUGACUCAGUCGUAGUCCUCUGUGCAAUAUAGAAAAAAAACCUGAUGAUAUUUGAUGUGGAAAUGGCUGCGAUCACGAUGACAAUGUGGUAAAGUUAAAUGUAUUCUCAGCAGAAAGGCUAUAAAAGUGCCAAAAGAACAAGAAUCUAAAAUGUCGACAUUUUAAUCUGUGACCAUAAGUCCUUACGCCUGCUAUUCAAACACGCAUACAGACGCAUACAGGCUACAUGGUACACUGGUUUCUUUUCCUCACUAUCCGCUCUGUCAUCACCUUUGGCAAUGCAUACACAGACAAUGUUGCCUGACCGGUCUGAGGGGUUGGUUUCUCUCUCCAUCUUGUCAAACAACAUUACCUCUUCUGUUUAAAGUGGCCUAACAUCUCAAACAGGGCAUGGCUGUAGUGAACAAUUGCCCCUUUAUAGCUCCCCGAAAGUGUUUUGUUGUCAACUUGGCCCCCACGAUUUGUGAUGCAGUGCUCCCAGCAAAACCUGUUGAAUGCCAGUUAGGAAGGUCACAAUUUCCCAGGUUGAAAAGACACCAACAAAAAAAAAGAAAAAAAUUGUAUACACCAGCAUCUCUCUUGGAGCAGAUUUCUAGAAAAAAUGAUUCAAGAGGUUGGGUUUCAAGCUACUGUCCAUGAAAUUCCUGCAUAGUAUGCAGUAACUCACAAAAUGGCAAUAAAAGGAUAAUGUUGACACAAGUU
Messenger RNA from Pungitius pungitius (ninespine stickleback), 2489 nucleotides. It is a transcript of the gene cldn23.1, whose product is annotated as claudin 23.1. The record is from RefSeq and is a predicted model, not a curated record. Gene Ontology annotation, molecular function: structural molecule activity. Gene Ontology annotation, biological process: cell adhesion; bicellular tight junction assembly. Gene Ontology annotation, cellular component: bicellular tight junction; plasma membrane. The transcript has a single exon. NCBI's taxonomy places the organism in Eukaryota, Metazoa, Chordata, Actinopteri, Perciformes, Gasterosteidae. Bases 82 to 924 code for a protein of 280 amino acids.